Myotis davidii is the source of this 4421-nucleotide messenger RNA. It is a transcript of the gene GLB1L3, whose product is annotated as galactosidase beta 1 like 3. Lineage: Eukaryota; Metazoa; Chordata; Mammalia; Chiroptera; Vespertilionidae. Gene Ontology annotation, molecular function: beta-galactosidase activity. Gene Ontology annotation, biological process: carbohydrate metabolic process. The transcript has 20 exons. Gene Ontology annotation, cellular component: vacuole. The record is from RefSeq and is a predicted model, not a curated record.
ACGCUCUAUCCACUGAGCCAAACCGGUUCGGGCCAGGCUGUCAUUCUUUUGUGUAAGAAGGACUCCACUCUCUCCUGCGGCUGCCGAAACCACUCACAUGGUGAACAGGCCCUUGAUGAGGGCUUGCUAUAUGCCAGGCGGGUUUUCAGAUGCAAGGACCAAUAGUGAACUAGACAUUUUGUCCUACAGAGACUAGAUUUGUGGGAAUUGAGUACUUUUGUGUGUGUGUGUGAAAGGAAGUGGUGGAUGGCAUGAUUUUAUUGAAAUGUUUUAGUACAAUGUUGGAGGAGCUUAAAUCUUAUAUUCUAAACCAAUGCAAGCACUACAGUGGAACUGCUCCUAAACUGACAUACCCGGCCAAGGAAAGUUAAUUUGACUAAAUAUAACUUAACGUGGAGACUAAAGCAUUUUGGUGUGUUUAUCUUUCUCUGCCCUACCACCCCCACCCCUUACAGCCAGACAUACUUGGAGUCUCCUUCACGCAGCAGAGUUGCACAGGACAGACACAUUUUGGUGGUCGUGCUUAACGUUUCCACAUCAUGAGUAGCAAGGAAUGGAACAUGCUGGGACGAAGACUGAAGCCCAUCUGUUUUGAACAACCGACUUGACCAGAUUACAAUCUCACUCUUUCUCCAAAGCCAUUUUAAGACACAGCAAAGUGCUAGUUUCUGGAACGACUGAAAUGAUACUUUCUGCCUUCAACCCACCCUCUGCUGUAUGAAGUUUGAAACCUUGAAGGUUGCUGUUCAAGUUUGCGAAUGACUUCAAUGGAUUGUAUUUUCCACCCACAGAACUGAGGUCAGGGAGUUUGUUCUGUUCAAGAUUCAGCAAAAAGGGACAGACUGUCCUUGAUCAGCAGGCAGAUCUUCCUCUCUGGGGCUGAAGAAUCGAGUUCCCUGUCCAUCAAUGCGCAUAUGAUAAAAUUCACGGAGUCAGAGCUAGACUUCUGCCCCGGAGGCCACAGGCAUCUCCCAUUGUAAAUAAACGGCCACCUGGUGGAUAAUGCAUGCCUCGGUGAACUUCCCGUCCAUCCUCACUUUGGGCUACGUUUUUUGAACAUUAUCCUAACAGAGCAACUGGUUCUACUUCUCUGUCCUUUUUUUUUCCUUAAGUAUCUCCUACCCACAUUUUUCGUGUAACAGCUUUAGUUAAAAUAAUCAGUUGUUAUGUUGAAUUUGAGCUUCUUGCAAAAUAUCCAAGUGGAUGUGUUCAUCAUGUAAGUGGGAGUAUGAAACAUGUCCAGUUUGGGCACUCCCUGGAGCAAUUAUAGAUAAGGAUUAGCUAAAUCCAUGAGAAUGAAUCAUGUAGCCCAGGAACAGCAUAUAGAGCAAGAAGAGAUGUGAGAAUUAGUGAACAGAACUACACUCAUUUUCAUAAAAUAAAGACUGGAGGUGGGUGUGAAGAAAAAAAUAGAAAGGGGAGAAUCAAGAGAAACAUUGUGAAAGCCAAGAAGAGUGUUUCCAAAUAGGUAGCCAAUAUUAUGUAAUGCUAAAUAAAAGUAAAAGAAGAGAAAAAUCCAAUGGAUUUAUUAAAUAGAUAUGUCAAACCAAAAAAUAAAUAAAAUAAUCAGUUGCCUUGAGGCUUGCUACUUCCAAUUACAAAAGGUAAAAGAACAUGUAAUUGAAACAAAUAAAAUAAUGUUGACAUAGGCAUUUGGUGGCACACAUCACAUUUCACCUUUUGAUUUAUGUCAAAGCAAAAUCAGGGCCCUUGCUAUCAAGUUGCUGAACGGAACUCCCCUGCUCUCCGGUACAUGGUGUGGCCCAAGUUGUCCUUCCCUCCCACUCGUGUCCGCGUUUCUGUCUCAAUCGGUUGGUGACACCCAGUUUAAGGAGGGACCCUCCCACUCACUUCCCUGCGUUCAGGCGGCCCCACGCCCCGUGGGCACAGAGCGCUGUCCUCGCUGCCCAGAGCCCAGCCCGUUGCUCAGCCCUCCCUGCCCAGCAGCUCCCGGACUCCCCGGACUCCCUACGGGGCCUCGAAGUUCCCAGCGUCAGCGCACUUGAACCCGGUCCCCCUGCGGGGAGGCGGCGGGAGCAGAGCGGGACCUCGGCACCCUGGCCUCCGGCUAUGAGUUCCCAGAGGCGCCUCAGCCCACGUCUCUCAUGGAAGAGAAUCAUGAGCGUCUUUUUCCUGCCACUGAUCUCAGCAGGCUUUGCUCCUCGGGCAAAAAAUAAAGAGAAAGAGAACCUUCCUGUCUGGGAAGCUGGGCCGCAGCCGCACCAGGGCAGGUCUAAAUUAUAACACUUAGAAUAUGUAUGUCUUGUCAGAUUGGACCGCACGGUGGGACUCCAGACGCAAAGCACGCCUGCCAGUAACCCGCACUUCACACUGGAGGGGCACAAGUUCCUCAUCUUCGGGGGCUCCAUCCACUACUUCCGGGUGCCCAGGGGGUCCUGGCGGGACCGCCUCCUGAAGCUGCAGGCCUGCGGCUUCAACACUGUCACCACGUGAGUCCCGCCCUCCCUCCGGCCCAGCCGAGCGACCUUCCAAUGGGCCCUAGUGGCCGCCUUUGACCUUCCCAGGGCCUUUGUCCGGAUGGCCGCGGAGGUCGGGCUGUGGGUGAUCCUGCGUCCAGGCCCCUACAUCUGCAGCGAGAUCGACCUCGGCGGCCUGCCCAGCUGGUUACUGCAGGACCCUGAGCUGAGACUGAGGACAACCGACAAGGGCUUUGUCCAAGCGGUGGAUCGAUAUUUUGAUCAUCUUAUGGCCAGAGUGGUUCCUCUCCAGUACCGCCAGGGAGGCCCCGUCAUCGCCGUGCAGGUGGAGAACGAGUACGGUGCGUUUGCCGAGGAUAGAGCGUACAUGCCGCAUCUUCACAAGGCCCUGCUGGACAGAGGGGUCGUGGAGCUGCUCUUGACCUCUGACGCGGAGAAAGAAGUGCUCCAAGGCAGCAUAGAAGGAGUGCUGGCCACCAUCAAUAUUAACUCAUUUCAGGAGAAUACUUUCAACUACCUUAAGAGAGUGCAGAGCGAUAAGCCCAUUAUGAUUAUGGAAUACUGGGUCGGUUGGUUCGACACGUGGGGAGGUAAACACAUGGUGAAAGAUGCGGACGAUGUUGUAAAAACUGUGUCUGAAUUUAUCAAAGCUGGGAUCUCCUUCAACACGUAUAUGUUCCACGGGGGAACCAACUUCGGUUUCAUAAAUGGGGCCACGGAUUUUGGGGAACACAGCAGUGUCGUCACCAGCUAUGACUAUGAUGCUGUGCUGACAGAGGCUGGGGAUUACACCGAAAAAUACUUCAAGCUUCGGAAACUCCUUGGAUCCGUCUUAGCAUCUCCCCUGCCCCCCUUACCUGAGCUCAUUCCGAAGGCUGUGUAUCCUUCUGUGAGACCAUCCCUGUACUUGCCACUGUGGGAUGCCCUACAGCACUUAAACAAGCCCGUCAUAUCCAGCGCACCCGUCAACAUGGAGAGGCUCCCCAUCAACGCUGGGAAUGGUCAGUCCUACGGGUUCGUGCUUUACGAGACACCCAUCUGCGCCGGAGGCCGGCUCCGUGCGAACGUUCGAGACACGGCACAGGUGUUUUUGAACGAGACACAUAUAGGGACCCUGGAUGGUGGUAAACAGAACUUGCACAUCCCUAAAGUCAAGGGAUGCCAGCUCCUGAGGAUCCUGGUGGAGAACCAAGGACGAGUCAACUAUUCAUGGAAAAUUCAAGACCAGAGGAAAGGAGUAACCGGACCCGUGACCAUCAAUAGCAUCCCCCUGGAGGGAUUCACUAUCUAUUCCCUGGAAAUGAAAACGAGCUUCUUUGACAGGCUCCGCUCUGCCGCCUGGAGGCCUGUCUCCAAUAGCUCCCUGGGCCCUGCCUUCUACCUGGGCACCCUGCAGGCUGGCCCUUCUCCCAGGGACACCUUCCUGAGGCUGCUGGACUGGAGUUAUGGAUUUGUGUUCAUCAAUGGCCGUAACCUUGGGCGAUACUGGAAUAUUGGACCACAGCAAACACUUUACCUUCCUGGGGCCUGGCUGCAUCCGGAAGACAAUGAGAUCAUUGUGUUUGAAAGAAGCAAGAGUGGUUCGUCCAUCCAAACUACAGAUAAACCGAAGCUGUAAGACUGUGUUGUAACAUUUUCUUUGGUGGAUUGUUGGAGUUCGUCUACCAGCAGGUUUUCAGGAGGAAGAUGUAUGUCUAGAAUACCAAACACACUGUUGUCUGCAAUAGCAAAUAUUGGAAAUAAUAUUCAACAGGGAAAUUGUUAUAUAUAUUGUAGUAUAGUCAUAUGAUGCCUAUUUUUAGGUCUUAAAAAAGCCUUCAAAUCUUCAGGGACUGGAUUUACGUAGUUAAAGCUAAGUCCUUAGCAGGUUAUUAUUCUCCAAUUAAAUGUGCCUUUUGGCAGAUGUGAAUAAAAUAAAAACAAGCUGGAUGUAUCUCCACUUCUUCAUACUCAGUUGGGAGGAUGUGAAGGGUCUCUGGCCUA